Molecule: messenger RNA, 693 nt
Organism: Lathyrus sativus (Indian pea)
Lineage: Eukaryota; Viridiplantae; Streptophyta; Magnoliopsida; Fabales; Fabaceae
Source: the annotation of a GenBank genome assembly
AUGUCUUCCACCACUCUAUCUCCCACAACCCCAUCUCAGCUAUGUUCUGGAAAGAGUGGAAUUUUCUGUCCCUCAAUAGCUCUUCUUGUGAAACCAACAAGGACACAUAUGAUUGGGAAGGGUAAUAAGGGAAUGAAAAUUACUUGCCAAGCUACCAGCAUUCCUGCUGAUCGUGUACCAGAUAUGAGUAAGAGGAAAACCUUGAAUUUGCUUCUUCUUGGUGCUCUUUCACUUCCUACUGCUGGAAUGCUUGUUCCAUAUGGUUCCUUCCUUGUACCUCCAGGCUCAGGUUCUUCAACUGGUGGUACCAUUGCCAAGGAUGCCAUUGGCAAUGAUGUAGUUGCAGCGGAAUGGCUCAAGACUCAUGGACCUGGCGACCGUACUCUUACACAAGGAUUAAAGGGUGAUCCUACAUACCUUGUGGUAGAGAAAGACAGAACACUUGCAACAUUUGCGAUUAAUGCCGUAUGCACUCAUCUCGGGUGUGUCGUGCCGUUUAAUCAAGCUGAGAACAAGUUCAUCUGUCCCUGCCAUGGAUCUCAGUACAAUGACCAAGGAAGAGUUGUGAGAGGACCUGCACCAUUGUCUCUGGCAUUGGCACAUUGUGAUGUUGGUGUGGAUGAUGGGAAGGUUGUGUUUGUUCCUUGGGUUGAAACAGAUUUCAGAACAGGUGAUGCUCCAUGGUGGUCUUAG